AUGUAUCUCUCUAUCCCUCACUCUUAUCUAUCUAUCUAUCUAUCUAUCUAUCUAUCUAUCUAUCUAUCUAUCUUAAUAGUUAUGUAUCUCUCUAUCCCUCACUCUUAUCUAUCUAUCUAUCUAUCUAUCUAUCUAUCUAUCUAUCUAUCUAUGUAUCUUAAUAGUUAUGUAUCUCUCUAUCCCUCACUCUUAUCUAUCUAUCUAUCUAUCUAUCUAUCUAUCUAUCUAUCUAUCUAUCUAUCUAUCUAUCUUAAUAGUUAUGUAUCUCUCUAUCCCUCACUCUUAUCUAUCUAUCUAUCUAUCUAUCUAUCUAUCUAUCUCUCUAUCUAUCUAUCUAUCUAUCUUUGUAUCUUAAUAGUUAUGUAUCUCUCUAUCCCUCACUCUUAUAUCUAUCUAUCUAUCUAUCUAUCUAUCUAUCUAUCUAUCUAUCUAUCUAUCUAUCUAUCUAUCUUAAUAGUUAUGUAUCUCUCUAUCCCUCACUCUUAUCUAUCUAUCUAUCUAUCUAUCUAUCUAUCUAUCUAUCUAUCUAUCUAUCUAUGUAUCUUAAUAGUUAUGUAUCUCUCUAUCCCUCACUCUUAUCUAUCUAUCUAUCUAUCUAUCUAUCUAUCUCUGGUUAGCGUGACCUUUUCAACGUUUAGAAAAAACAUCACAGGCAUUCAUUGUGUUAAAAGCAAUAAAAUCAACAAAAAAGCCUCAUUUCCUCGACUAACUCAUAAUGCAUCCAUACCUUUUUUUUUUAUUAGCGCUAAAACGCCCGUUCGAUGUUUUUUAAACAAAUGA
Molecule: messenger RNA, 780 nt
Organism: Acanthosepion pharaonis
Lineage: Eukaryota; Metazoa; Mollusca; Cephalopoda; Sepiida; Sepiidae
Source: the annotation of a GenBank genome assembly